This is a messenger RNA of Magnusiomyces paraingens, 393 nucleotides long. RefSeq lists its product as uncharacterized. NCBI's taxonomy places the organism in Eukaryota, Fungi, Ascomycota, Dipodascomycetes, Dipodascales, Dipodascaceae. The transcript has a single exon. The coding region runs from base 1 to 393 and encodes 130 amino acids. The record is from RefSeq and is a predicted model, not a curated record.
AUGGAUUUUCUUAAAGAUGCAGUUCAAAAAGCUGGCCAAAAUGCCGCUCAGGAUGCCGCUGUCGACGGUGUUGCCUCUAAAAUUUCAGGUGCCCUAGGAGGAUCUAAUAAUGAGUUUGUUGAUCAAGCUGCUUCUUUUGUUAAAAAUCAACUCAAAGAUCAACCUCAGAGUGAGUCUGUCAAAUCAGAGACUACAGUUUCUAAGAGUGAGGAUGGGAAUACAGCCCAAGUUGAACAGAAAACAACUUACAAAGCCGACUACGUUGACAAGGGCGUCGAGUAUGUUGAAAAGAAUGUUCUUAACGUCAAUUUGUCUGAUUCCCAAAACCAGCAAAUUUCUGGUUAUAUUAGAGAAGGCAUUGAAUCCUUCCAAAACCAAAAUAAGAAUAAUUAA